This is a messenger RNA of Ornithodoros turicata, 822 nucleotides long. RefSeq lists its product as uncharacterized. The record is from RefSeq and is a predicted model, not a curated record. The transcript has 6 exons. Lineage: Eukaryota; Metazoa; Arthropoda; Arachnida; Ixodida; Argasidae. Bases 1 to 822 code for a protein of 273 amino acids.
AUGAAGGCAAUAGCACAGGCCCGUCCACAAGUAGGCGCGCAGAGCAGUCUGCUUCCUAUUCUUCACGUGAGCGAUGAAGACUUUAGAGGCUACCUUCGGAUCAGCACGGAUGAUUUCGAGGAGCUGGUGUCCAGUGUCCGGUAUGUUGAGUGCCAAGACACACUGAUGAGAAGUGCAUUAACCGUGGAAGAGCAACUCACGAUCACGCUCCGCUUCCUAGCAACCGGAGAGUCGUUCCACUCCCUCCACUACCAGUACUGUAUUGGAACAAGUACGGUCCACAACAAGGUCAAGAGGCUACAUGAGGCUGCCAUCUACCAGUGCACAGUGGGAGACAAUUGCAGACAGAUUCCUCUCUCUUUAGCACUUCCCCCACUGCAUCGGUGCUGUCGAUGGAAAACAUGUGAUGAUCAAGUGCCCCCCAAAGGCCGGGUCUUCAUUUUUAACUAUAAGCGAUACCACAGCAUGGUGCCCAUGGCGCUCGUCGAUGCAGAUAAAAUGGCCAUCUUCGUGGAUGCCGGGGUCAACGGAAGGUGUAACGACUCUGUGACCUUCCGUGGUACGGAACUAUUUCAGAAGCUCGAGAGUGGAGAGUGCAACAUCCCUGAACCUGUUCCACUCCCUGGCCAAAAUGAUCCAACUGAUUUCGUAGUGGUCGCGGACGCAGCCUCCCCAAUGAAAGACUACAUGUUGAGACCCUGUGCACAGAGAGAACUGCAAAGCAAAGCAAAUCCUGUGUACAAUUACAGCUUGGUGAAUAUGGACUUGGAGAAGGAGUUUGUCGACAGCAUCCUCUACCUCCGCAACAUCUUGACAGUGUAA